GGCUGAAAAAGGUGAUCAGGCGGCCUCUUCCGCCUAUAAUAUACUUGGUAUACCCAGUCGGCAGGGCGGUAGAUGGAGCUAGAAGACUGCCGAUGGGAGAAAGUUUAGCCGCGGGAACGAGACUCGGUAAUGCGUGCCUUAUCAGAUCAACCUUAAUAAGGCUGGUGGGAUCUACCUUGCGCUGCUAUCUUCGCAGUCAAGCAUUAUGGCAGAUAAGAUAGAGGUGGAGUUGUCCGACCGUGGAGGGCCGAUGAUCGAGCGAGAUGCCCGGGGAUCCUUGCCGAAGGAUGAUGAGUCUUCCCCAAGCAAGAACAAUGACCCCGUCCCUGAGCCGGUUUAUUCGCAAUGGCACUAUGUAUCGGUGGUUGCAGCUGGGUUCGUCGUCAUGAUUACGACCUGCGCUUUUGUCUUCUCCUUUGGUGUUUAUCAGUCCCUCUACGAGGAGAUGGCCCGCGAACCGAAUACCCCGUUUACUGGCAGUACCACCGCGCUCAUCGACUUGAUUGGUACACUUGCUAUCGCUCUCAUGUCUAUGGCUGGACCAUUUGCGAUGUCCUGGGCGAAGCUCUUUUCGCCGCAAGCCGUGAUAAUCGCCGGCGGCUGGGUCUUUGGCAUCGCCUAUAUCCUCGCUAGUUUUAGCAAGGAACUGUGGCACUUUGCCCUGACUCAGGGCCUGCUUCUGGGCAUCGGAACCUGCAUGGCCUAUGUGCCCACCAUGGCUGUCGCCCCGACAUGGUUCAGCAAGCGUCGCGGACUCGCCAUGGGUGUCAUCAUCUCAGGGACCGGGGUGGGAGGAAUGAUCUGGCCGCCUGCGCUGCGGGCCAUGAUCUCCCACGUUGGAUUCCGUAAUGCGUUGCGCAUAUCAGGAUGCAUCUCGUUGACCACGGUGACGGCUGCGGGAGCGAUCCUUCGAUGGGAGCCCAAGUUUCACGAACAAGUCAAGCUCCAGGCAGCUGGAUCCAGCACACGAUCCAAGCCUAAAUGGACUCGACUGUUCUCCGUCCCGCUGGUCAACUGGCGCGUCGCCCGGUCUAAACGAUUUGUUGCGCAAGCAUUGGGAUGUUUCUUGCAAUCGGCUGGCUAUUCGACGCCGCUGUUCUUCUACGCUGCAUACGCCCAAGCUCUCGGGUACAGCGCCACGACGGCCGCCAACUUUAUCACGCUGAGCAACGCAUCCAACUUUGUUUCGAGGAUCGUCAUCGGGUAUGCGGCGGACAAGCUGGGCCGGAUCAACGCGCUCGCCGUGACGACAAUGCUGAGUGCUGUGGCUGUCUUCGCUUUCUGGCUGCCCUCAUCGCUGGUAUCGAGUGCUGCAGCUCAUGGGCUAUUCAUUGUGUUCACCAUCCUUUAUGGUGCAUUUGCCAGCGCGUACAUCUCGCUCUUCCCCGCAUCGCUGGUGGAGCUCUUUGGGGUACAGCACUUUACUAGCGUGAAUGGGGCAUUGUAUCUCGUGCGGGGGAUCGGGGCGUUGCUUGGCACGCCGUUGACGGGGCUGCUGAUUCCACGAGGGACAGCUCUGACCGAGUCAGGGACGUACGAACGAGCUGCCAUCACAGUGGGGGUGUUGUUAUUUGCCGCCACGGUGGCGAGUUUCUGGGUGCGAGCAGAGGUCCGGGGGAAGUGGAGGGUGUAGCUGAUACGAUUAACUGAGAAAAAAUAUAAGCAACAUGUAGUCAUUAAUAUAAUACAGCAUAACAUCCGAAAGACCCAGCCCCAGCCCCAGCCCCAGCACCAUCACCUCCAACCAUAUCACCAUCCAUCCCAUCCAUCCCCCAUCCCUUAUCC
This is a messenger RNA of Aspergillus sclerotioniger CBS 115572, 1785 nucleotides long. RefSeq names its product MFS general substrate transporter. The record is from RefSeq and is a predicted model, not a curated record. The transcript has 2 exons. Gene Ontology annotation, cellular component: fungal-type vacuole membrane. Lineage: Eukaryota; Fungi; Ascomycota; Eurotiomycetes; Eurotiales; Aspergillaceae. Gene Ontology annotation, biological process: transmembrane transport. Gene Ontology annotation, molecular function: transmembrane transporter activity. The coding region runs from base 206 to 1633 and encodes 475 amino acids.